Messenger RNA from Sphaeroforma arctica JP610, 2412 nucleotides. RefSeq lists its product as hypothetical. The annotation marks the transcript as partial. Gene Ontology annotation, biological process: snRNA 3'-end processing. Gene Ontology annotation, cellular component: integrator complex. NCBI's taxonomy places the organism in Eukaryota, Ichthyosporea, Ichthyophonida. The transcript is spliced from 10 exons. The record is from RefSeq and is a predicted model, not a curated record.
GGCACCGGCAGUGAUAGAGGGGCAUUUAGUGUUGGACAAUCAUUCGCAAAGCCGGGUGGACGAACGCCAGGGAAGACUGGCAUGGCCAUGAAAAACCCUAAUAUGGGCAAGAUCUUACCAAAUAUGGACCAGAAUCUACCUACCCGGGGUGUGAGGGAAGAGGGAAAUACGAACACGAACACGAACACGAAUACGAAUACGGAAACUGAGAAGUUGUUGAGUUAUGAGAACAUCAUCACGAAGGAUGAUGUUUGGACUGUGUUUGCGGCCUAUGCACCAGUUGGCGAGGGACAGGCAGCGCAGUCUGAAACCGAAACCGCAACCACCGACCCAGCGCCACAAGUGCUCAUGCUCUAUCUACUGCUGGUGUACGAGUCUCUGGUUGAUCCAACCACACACACGUCCACCAACACAGCACAACACACCAAUGCCACGGGCAGCGAAGGCGACAACAAACUCACAGGCACACACGCGACAUGCCACACACAGGGCACGGCUGCGGCGGAGUCGGGGGCUGUGGAAAUGCGAAGCAUUGAACUCCUCGCGGCCUCUGCGGUGACUAGCGGUGGCGUGUUGGGAGGUGGACUGACCACAUCGGUUGUGCCGUACUUGCCUGUACGUUUGUUGCUGUCCGUGGUCACACGCAAUCGACAAAAGUACAACUGUGUGUACCAUUCACUGUUUGCGCUCCUGGUGGUGCGUUAUAGGCACCUGUUCAAUGUCAGUGAUCUGCUCAUGGGCGACUCACUCACCAGCCAACGGCCCAGCGGUGGAACAGCGUCUACUCAAGACUUCUCACUACGUCAACUGGAGGACAUGUACCGAACUUCAGUGGAGGAGGACGCCCGAACCUCGGAUGCGGCCAAGGCCCGAACUUCGGGGAGUGAAGAGGACCUUGCUGAAGUAUCGCAAGAUGGGAUAAAUGCGGAGAUAAAGCAGCCUUUGACUGCACAGGCGAAGUCAGACCUGCGUACAGUUACAUAUAUGACCGCCGCGGAGGUGUCUGCCGCGUUUGAGGAGUGGUGGGAUAUGGGCAACCACACACACGGACACACACACGCACCCACACAACCAGACAUACACCCCUUUACACACACACACGCACCUACACAACCAGACACACACCCCUUUACACACAUACACGCACCUGCACAACCAGACACACACCCCUUUACACACACACACUCACCCACACCCAGUAACGAGGCCACCCCACACUCUACUGAGAUCCUGGGAGACCAUGCACACCCAGACACCACUCAACCACAGCCGGCAAUGGGACUGUCCUAUACUAUAAAUAGAUUGCUCCAACGGCUCAGCACGGCUCCCAACUUACCUACUCUCGCGGUGGAGAUAUUCCCAGUGGUGUUGCGCAAUCUGUUGCCGGUGUUCACUGAUCCGAAGGCGACGGGGUUUGUGCACACGGCCACACUACUCGAAGCACUGUGGGACAAAGCCAGUGCAGUGGCUCCCGAACAGCUGUGGGUCGUUACCGCUAACGAAUUCCUUAGUCACGGCAUGUCCGCCCAAUCAAAAGGCCUGGCGCACAAUUCUAUUAAUAGCCACCAAUUAGGAGCGAGUACAAGCAACACACACCGGCUUAAUGUACACCAAGGUACCAAACGAGGCGCAGACACCUUACCCGCCACCACAGCCAAGCGAACAAAGGUCGUCUACCCGCGCGUACACACACACACACACGCGCGCGCGUACACACGCACAGACUUCCUCAAGGAUCCUUUGCUGCUACUGCGUGUGGGUGAGAGUGUGCUUAAACAUCCUCGCCUGCUGUCUAUUCUGUUGAAGAUUCUUGGGUGCGUGCUGGGCGCCGCGAAUGACCACUUUGAACGGGCUACAAAGCUGGUUAAGGGGAUGAAAGACUCGACACCUGCCUCAGAGUUGGACAAGCAAUUAGAAACAAUCAAACUCUUCCGAGCGGCGGCUGUGAUACAGUUGUUGCUGGAAGCCGUUGGCGAGGAAACGUAUCAGGAGACCUUUACCUUCAUUCACCACCUGUUCAUCGAACUACCCUCGCUCAUCCAAUUGGUGCACUUCCAGACCUACGACUGUGCCCUUCUGCCGUUGACUGCGGGAGCCAUCCCCUCCAUGCACAUGUGUAUGGCGUUCAUCCCCGAUCUCGUGAACUCAGCCGAUGUGGAUCGACAGAUCUUCGGCGUGUUGCUGGCCAGCUACUUGGUGAUGCUGUAUCCUCUAGUGCAAAACAUGACGGCAAUCCAAAGCGUUAUGCAGUUCUUACAACGCACCAUCGCAAUUCCUUCCAAAGACAGGUAUCUAUCGAAUCGAUUGGUAACGCGUUUGUAAAACGCAAUGAGAGGCGGAUGUACACGUCCUAGCCGUGCUUGACGUAUUUGGUUUGUAAGCAAAUCGGAUCGAGUUGAGUAUGCUCACUAU